This is a messenger RNA of Trichoderma asperellum CBS 433.97, 396 nucleotides long. RefSeq lists its product as uncharacterized. Gene Ontology annotation, cellular component: ribosome. The record is from RefSeq and is a predicted model, not a curated record. Gene Ontology annotation, biological process: translation. Gene Ontology annotation, molecular function: structural constituent of ribosome. NCBI's taxonomy places the organism in Eukaryota, Fungi, Ascomycota, Sordariomycetes, Hypocreales, Hypocreaceae.
AUGCAUUCCAUCAUCCGCCUCGCGCGGCCUCUGCUGGCCCCGCGCAUCUCUCCCCUCUCGCAACGGACAUUCUCAUGCCUCUCCCCGCUCCGUCCAACAUUAACUUCCACCUUCCGACCCAACAACUCCUUCACCCCGUCAGCCACAGCAGCCGCAGCGUCACCAGCCGAAACAACAGCAACAGCCGCAGAUGUCGUCCCCAAGACAGCGCUCUCAAUGCAUCCCUCGCUGCAGGGCGCCAUGCAGCUCCGAUUCGGUCCCCGAAAUACCAUGAACGGACAUACGAGACUGGUGCAGAAGCGGAGACACGGCUGGCUGAAGAGGACGAGGAGUAAGACUGGGCGACGGAUCUUGCAGAGGAGGAAGCUGAAGGGCAGGAGACAUGUUGCGUGGUGA